This is a messenger RNA of Panthera uncia (snow leopard), 4035 nucleotides long. It is a transcript of the gene PTPRO, whose product is annotated as protein tyrosine phosphatase receptor type O. Gene Ontology annotation, biological process: negative regulation of canonical Wnt signaling pathway; peptidyl-tyrosine dephosphorylation involved in inactivation of protein kinase activity; podocyte differentiation. Lineage: Eukaryota; Metazoa; Chordata; Mammalia; Carnivora; Felidae. The transcript has 26 exons. Gene Ontology annotation, cellular component: plasma membrane; glutamatergic synapse; GABA-ergic synapse. The coding region runs from base 167 to 3817 and encodes 1216 amino acids. The record is from RefSeq and is a predicted model, not a curated record. Gene Ontology annotation, molecular function: cadherin binding; Wnt-protein binding; protein tyrosine phosphatase activity.
AAGACGAAAGGAAGCAGGCGCAAGGGGACUGGGAAGGCAGCAUGCGCCCGCCGGGAACAGCCUCGGCGCCCACGGUCUGAGGCGGCAGCCUCACUUCGCCAUUGUGAGCCGCCGCCGGGGGAGCUCGCACGCGCCGCGGACCCCCCGGGUCCCCGUCGGCACCGUGAUGGGGCACCUGCCCGCGAGAACGCGCGGAGGCCGCCGCCUCCUGCCUCUGCUCUGGCUCUUUGUGCUACUCAAGAAUGCCACAACAUUCCGCGUAACUGUUCAAGAUGAUAAUCGCAUCGUUGUCUCUUUAGAAGCUUCAGAUGUCACGAGUCCAUCAUCUGUGUAUGUCGUGAAGAUAACGGGGGAAUCAAAAAAUUACUUCUUCGAAUUUGAGGAAUUCAACGGCACUUUGCCUCCUCCUGUUACCUUUAAGGCUAAUUAUCAUGGCCUUUAUUACAUAAUCACUCUGGUAGUGGUAAAUGGAAAUGUGGUUACCAAGCCUUCCAGAUCAAUCACUGUGUUAACAAAACCCCUACCUGUAACCAGUGUUUCAAUAUAUGACUAUAAACCUUCUCCUGAAACAGGAGUCCUGUUUGAAAUUCAUUAUCCAGAAAAAUAUAAUGUUUUCACAAGAGUAAACAUAAGCUACUGGGAAGGUAAAGACUUCCGAACAAUGCUAUAUAAAGAUUUCUUUAAGGGAAAAACAGUAUUUAAUCACUGGCUGCCAGGAAUAUGUUAUAGUAAUAUCACUUUUCAGCUGGUAUCUGAGGCAACUUUUAAUAAAAGUACUCUUGUGGAGUACAGUGGAGUCAGUCAUGAACCCAAACAACAUAGAACUGCCCCAUAUCCACCCCGAAAUAUCUCAGUUCGCAUUGUAAACUUGAACAAGAACAAUUGGGAAGAGCAGAGUGGCAGUUUCCCAGAGGAAUCCUUCAUGAGAUCACAGGAUACAAUGGGAAAAGACAAACUCUUCCGUUUUACAGACGAAACCCCAGAAAUGCCCUCUGGCAACAUUUCUUCUGGUUGGCCUGAUUUUAACAGCAGUGACUACGAAGCUACAUCCCAGCCGUACUGGUGGGGCAGCGCAUCGACAGCUCCUGAAAGCGAAGAUGACUUUGUCAGUGUACUUCCCGUGGAGUAUGAACAUAACAGUACACUCGGUGACACUGAGAAGUCAACAUCAGGCUCCUUCUCAUUUUUUCCUGUACAAAUGAUUUUGAAUUGGUUACCACCCAAACCACCCACUGCCUUUGAUGGGUUCCAUAUCCACAUAGAAAGAGAAGAAAACUUUACUGAAUAUUUGACAGUGGAUGAAGAAGCGCAUGAAUUUGUCACAGAGCUGAAGGAGCCUGGGAAAUAUAAGUUAUCUGUAACAACUUUUAGCUCCUCAGGAUCUUGUGAAACUCGAAAAAGUCAGUCCGCAAAAUCACUCAGUUUUUAUAUCAGCCCAUCAGGAGAGUGGAUCGAAGAACUGACUGAGAAGCCCCAGCAUGUGAGUGUCCACGUUUUAAGCUCAACCACCGCUUUGAUGUCCUGGACGUCUUCCCAAGAGAACUACAAUGGCACCAUCGUGUCUGUGGUGUCACUCACCUGCCAGAAACAAAAGGAGAGCCAGAGGCUAGAAAAGCAGUACUGCACUCAGGUGAACUCAAGCAAAUCUAUUAUUGAAAAUCUGGUUCCCGGUGCCCAGUACCAGGUCGUGAUGUACCUAAGAAAAGGCCCUUUGAUUGGCCCACCUUCAGAUCCUGUGACAUUUGCUAUCGUUCCAACGGGAAUAAAGGAUCUAAUGCUCUAUCCCUUGGGUCCUACGGCAGUGGUUCUGAGCUGGAGCAGACCUUACUUAGGAGUGUUCAGAAAAUAUGUAGUUGAAAUGUUUUAUUUCAACCCUGCAACAAUGACAUCAGAGUGGACAACAUACUAUGAAAUAGCAGCGACUGUCUCCUUAACUGCAUCAGUGAGGAUAGCCAAUCUGUUGCCAGCAUGGUACUACAACUUUCGAGUUACCAUGGUAACAUGGGGAGACCCAGAACUGAGCUGUUGCGACAGCUCCACCAUAAGCUUCAUAACAGCCCCAGUUGCUCCAGAAAUCACAUCUGUGGAGUAUUUCAACAGUCUGUUAUAUAUCAGUUGGACAUAUGGGGACGACACAACUGACCUCUCCCAUUCUAGAAUGUUACACUGGAUGGUUGUUGCAGAAGGAAAGAAGAAAAUUAAAAAAAGCGUAACACGCAAUGUCAUGACUGCGAUUCUCAGUCUGCCUCCAGGAGAUAUCUACAACCUCUCAGUAACCGCUUGCACUGAAAGAGGAAGUAAUACCUCCAUGCUCCGCCUUGUCAAGCUAGAACCAGCUCCUCCAAAAUCACUCUUUGCCGUGAAUAAAACCCAGACUUCAGUGACUUUGCUGUGGGUGGAAGAGGGAGUAGCUGAUUUCUUUGAAGUCUUUUGUCAACAAGUUGGCCCUAGUCAAGAAACCAAACUCCAGGAACCGAUUUCUGUUUCCUCUCACGUUGUGACCAUCUCCAGCCUCCUUCCUGCCACUGCCUACAACUGUAGUGUCACCAGCUUCAGCCACGACAGCCCCAGUGUCCCCACAUUCAUAGCUGUCUCAACAAUGGUGACAGAGAUGAACCCCAACGUGGUGGUCAUCUCCGUGCUGGCCAUCCUCAGCACACUGUUAAUUGGACUGCUGCUCGUGACCCUUAUAAUUCUUAGGAAAAAACAUCUGCAGAUGGCAAGGGAAUGUGGAGCAGGAACUUUUGUCAAUUUUGCAUCUUUGGAGAGGGAUGGAAAGCUUCCAUACAAUUGGCGUAGGAGUAUAUUUGCUUUCUUAACCCUGCUACCCUCAUGUCUUUGGACUGAUUAUCUUUUGGCAUUUUAUAUUAAUCCUUGGAGUAAAAAUGGUUUAAAGAAGAGGAAACUGACUAACCCAGUUCAACUGGAUGACUUUGAUGCCUACAUCAAGGAUAUGGCCAAAGACUCUGACUAUAAAUUUUCUCUUCAAUUUGAGGAGUUAAAAUUGAUUGGACUGGACAUUCCACAUUUUGCUGCAGACCUUCCACUGAACCGAUGUAAAAAUCGCUACACAAACAUCCUACCAUAUGACUUUAGCCGAGUGAGAUUAGUCUCCAUGAAUGAAGAGGAAGGCGCAGACUAUAUCAAUGCCAACUAUAUUCCUGGAUACAACUCACCCCAGGAGUAUAUUGCCACACAGGGGCCACUGCCUGAAACCAGAAAUGACUUUUGGAAGAUGGUCCUACAACAGAAGUCCCAGAUUAUUGUCAUGCUCACUCAGUGUAAUGAGAAAAGAAGGGUGAAAUGUGACCAUUACUGGCCGUUCACGGAAGAACCCAUAGCUUAUGGGGACAUCACCGUGGAGAUGAUGUCAGAGGAAGAACGGGAAGACUGGGCCUGCAGACACUUCCGGAUCAACUAUGCUGACGAGAUGCAGGAUGUGAUGCAUUUCAACUACACGGCGUGGCCUGAUCACGGUGUGCCCACAGCAAAUGCUGCAGAAAGUAUCCUUCAGUUUGUACACGUGGUUCGACAGCAAGCUACCAAGAGCAAAGGCCCCAUGAUCGUGCACUGCAGUGCUGGAGUGGGACGGACAGGAACAUUCAUUGCCCUGGACAGGCUCCUGCAGCACAUUCGGGAUCACGAGUUUGUCGACAUCUUAGGGCUGGUGUCCGAAAUGCGAUCAUACCGGAUGUCUAUGGUGCAGACGGAGGAGCAGUACAUUUUUAUCCAUCAGUGUGUGCAGCUGAUGUGGACGAAGAAGAAACAACAGUUCUGCAUCAGUGACGUCAUCUACGAGAAUGUUAGCAAGUCCUAGUUCAGAACCCGGAGCAGUAAGUAGAGAAAAGGCCAUCACGGGCACUCUGUCUUAGAACAACAAAAGGCAGCAGUCACCAGUUGUAUGGAUUCUGCCCCCACAAGUGGGGUCAUAGGGCGAGAUUAGUACCAUUGCAGAUCUGAGAGCUUCCAUGUACCCGGGUUGGUAAGUGUGACAUUAGGGGCUUCAGCAACUCCUUGUGACAUGACCUUCAUUCU